Vespula pensylvanica (western yellowjacket) is the source of this 1294-nucleotide messenger RNA. RefSeq lists its product as uncharacterized. Bases 357 to 983 code for a protein of 208 amino acids. The record is from RefSeq and is a predicted model, not a curated record. Lineage: Eukaryota; Metazoa; Arthropoda; Insecta; Hymenoptera; Vespidae. The transcript has 3 exons.
AUUCCUGUUAGAAAUACCAUGUAAAAUUCUUAAGAAAUUAGUCAUAGUGAAAAGUACACAGUUUCCAUUGAGAAAAAUGGGUAAGAUUAAGUUAUUUUAGACAAGCAGGUAUGCUCUGUCAAGUGAAAGUGCUGUCCUUAAUCGGUAAGGGAUGAAAUAUCAAAGGAAGAGAAACGACGCACAGAAAUGUACCUGCAAUUGUGCCUGUACUAUAUAAGUGGAAGGUACGAAAAUAUUCGUCAUUUGCCGAACUACGUUAAACGAACAAGAACGGUUGGAAAAGUUCGUGUAUUCCACCGAUCUACAAGAACGAACAUUCUCGUUAAAGUAAAGUGUAAAUUUACAUCAAAGGAACAAUGUUUCGUUUUUUAAUAAUAUCUACAUUGAUCGGCUUCGGAUUGGCGGGUUUGAUCGUAAAACGUAACACCGAUUUUCAAUCUACUGAGGAACCACAAGAACAAUUGCAACAAUCGACGCUCAAUCAGAAACAAAUCGAUAAUCAAUUGCAAACAUAUUCGUAUUCGCAAGGAACUCAAUUAUCACCGCUAUUAUUUCAAUACCCAAGCUAUCCUGAAUAUUUAAAGAAUGGAGAUCCUAUUCAAUCAAGAUUAGAAGGAUCCCAAUUUCCGAUAACAGCAUCACCUCAAGAAAAGCAUGAGUCUUCUGGAUUCGCAACAAGCUUGAUCCCUUUGGCUACAAGCAUUAUGAUAUAUGGAACUCAAUUUGGUGCCUACUUGGUAUAUUUCUUAAUUGCUCUUGCUGUGGGUGGUGUUAUUACUAUUCUAAUAUGCACUUUCACUCCCAUCUGUGCAAAUAGUAUUUUAGAUCUCUCACUGUACAAUUCUCAGAUGAAAGAACAAGUCGCGGAUCUGGCACGAGCCUACAUUACACCCGAAAGCUUAAAUGCAGCUACCGUGUACAUUUUGAGGGCUUACAACAAAUAUAACGCUAUGCAACAAGAGAAACGCGGUAAAACAAAGUAAUGAACGAAAUAUCAAUAAUGACGAUUAUCGUUAUCACUUAAAUUUGUUAUUGUUGUAGUUUUCAUAUUCGAACUUGAUCAAAGUUUCUAUAUUCGAUUUUUUUUAUUUAUGUUUCCUAUAAUGAAAAUGCAAUUGUAAUAAUUUUCAUCGUGAAUAAACUUGAACAAACAUCAUAUUCUUUUUUCGAAUUUCUUUUCCACUUUCUAAUCCUUAUUCCAUAAAUAUUCUAAUUUUUCCUUUUGGGUUAUACAUUCUUUUAUCAAGAUCAAUUUCAUGUAUCAUUGUGGUCAAUGACAUUGUAUAAAUAAUUA